Geodia barretti is the source of this 1032-nucleotide messenger RNA. The record is from the annotation of a GenBank genome assembly. Lineage: Eukaryota; Metazoa; Porifera; Demospongiae; Tetractinellida; Geodiidae.
AUGAGCUUUGAGAAUGUGAGCCUCUUUCCGUUUACGGCGGAGGUGAAUGAGGACGACCACCUUGUGAUUGGCGGGUGCGAUGUAGUGGAUCUGGCGGCGGAGUUCGGGACUCCGCUGUAUGUGUUCGACGAGGAUACCCUGCGGGGGAUGUGCCGCGAGUUCAGAAUGGAGUUCGGGACGCGCUAUCCAAAUAGCCGAGUCGCAUACGCAUCGAAGGCGUUCGUGAAUCCGGCUAUCGCGCGAAUCGUUGCCGAAGAGGGUUUGGGUCUGGAUGUGGUGUCGGGGGGCGAGCUUGCGGUGGCGCGGGCUGCUGAUGUUCCGCCGGACACCAUAUAUUUUCAUGGAAAUAAUAAGACGCCGGAGGAGCUGGAGUUCGCUCUGGACUAUGGCAUCGGGCAGAUUGUGGUGGACAGCUUUCAUGAACUGGAAGUGCUGGAUGUCAUCGCGGGCGAGCGGGGCGUAAGACAGGACAUUAUGCUGCGGCUGUCGCCAGGUGUUGAUCCCCAUACGCACGAGAAGACUACGACGGGAAUCCUGGACAGCAAGUUCGGGUUUUCGAUAGAGACGGGAGACGCAGCCAAGGCGAUACGGCAGGCGAUGUCGGCGGCUAACCUGGACCUUGUGGGCAUACAUUUUCAUCUAGGGUCGCCGAUAUUUGAGCUUGAGCCGUAUGAGUUGGGCGUCGAGGUGGUACUGAACUAUUUGACGCAGUUCAAGGAAGAGGGGCUCCGACUGGAGAUAUUCAGCCCAGGCGGUGGAUUCGCCAUCGGGUAUGUGCGAAGCGAGCCGCCGCCUCAGAUUGCUGAGUACGCCGAGUCAAUCACGAAGUACACCUCGCGGCUGUGCGAGGAGCUGGGCUUUGGGACGCCGCUGCUGGUAGUGGAGCCGGGUCGAUCAAUUGUGGGGCGCGCUGGUGUUGCUCUGUACACAGUAGGGGGUAUCAAGGACAUCCCGACGGUACGGAAGUACGUGUCGCUGGACGGCGGGAUGGGCGACAAACAUUCGACCCGCGAUAUACGGCUCGGAAUAUGA